UUUGAUACUUUGUAUAAGAGAAAAAGAGACCCUAUACGGUCUUUCUUAUUGGUAGAAAAGAUAACCAUUACGUCUGACCUAUUUCUUUUAGAUACCUAGAGUUGAUAGACAAAGGUGACAAUAAGAAGGCUAAAGGUAUUUUAUAAUUUCUUCGGGAGUCUAGUGGAUCUAGAGAAAUUGCUUCUGGAGUCGAGUGGAUUUGCUAUUACAGUCCUUUUGAAUCCCAACUGAAUACAAGAAACGUACAAAGUUCUGGUUAAAUACGAAUGAAAGAAACUGAACAAGCUGGGGAUCCUCAAACUUUUGAAACUCCAGAAAAGCAAAAACUGAGACGGGGAUCUAGAAAGCGCGGCAGUAAUUCACAGGUUGUAAGUUCUCGAAUUACCCGUUCACGUCUUGCUGCUGACUGGACGACAGAAGAACUGAUCACUCUUGUGACAGAAGCUGUUGCUAUUGACGCAGCUUUCUCUAGAGCUUUGCCUUCUAUUCAGAAAUGGAAAAUGAUAUCUGAUAAAUGCACGGCUCUGGGUGUUGGUAGAUCAUCAGACCAAUGCCACAGAAAGUGGGAGUCGUUACUUGUUGACUACAAAAAAAUCAAGGACUGGGAAUCUAAGCGUGGCCUUGCUUCAUACUGGUCUUUGGAGAAGGAGAGGAAAAUGGAACAUGAACUUCCGAUUUCCUUUGAUGCUGAACUGUUUAAGUGCCUCGAUGAGAGUUUAAAGUUACAAGGGUAUCAGUCGGAGUCAGACCAUGGAGGCAGUGAAUCAGAGGCAGAAGUUGAAAAGCUAAAUGAUAUUACUAUUUCAGAUUUGAAGAAACAAAGUGGUUCAACACAAGGUCGUCAGAAGAGCAAGAGGGGUCCGCCUAAAAGCAAGAUAACUGAAACAGCCAAGGAGCAAGGCAAGAUAACAGUAUCGGUUGAACAGGAAGGCAACGUAGUUGAAACUGCUGAAAAUGAAAGUAUUGUAGCAGAAGCGGCUGUUAAGAAAGGCAGGGUAGGUCGACCUAAAGUAAAGAUAACAGAAACAACCGAACAUAAUGGAGAUGUAACAGAAGCGACUGAACAGAUUGGAGGUAUAACACAACCGGCUGAAGAAGAAGGCAAAGCAAUAGAAGAGACGGUACGGAAACACAGGUUUGGUCGGCCUAAAACCAAGGUAACAGAAACCGCUGAAGAAGAAGGCAAGGCGAUAGAUGAGACAGUACAGAAACGCAGGUUUGGUCGGCCUAAAACCAAGGUAACAGAAAUGGCUGAAGAAGAAGUUAAUGAAGAAGAAGGCAAGGCGAUAGAUGAGACAGUACAGAAACGCAGGUUUGGUCGGCCUAAAACCAAGGUAACAGAAACGGCUGAAGAAGAAGGUAAAGUAACAGAAGCGGCAGUACAGAAACAAAGGUUCGGUCGGCCUAAAACCAAGGUAACAGAACCAGCUGAACAGAAAGGAGAUAGAACAGUAAGGGCGGAGCAGGAAAGUAAGGCAAUAGAAACAGCAGUACAGAAAGGUAGAGUAAGUGGGACUAAAAGAAAGUCAACAGAUACAAUGUCUGAGCAGAAAGGCAAGGAAACAGAAACAGCUGAGGAAAACGGCAAGAGUACAAAAGUGGAUGUGCAGAAAAGGGUAGGUCGCCCUAAAAGCAAGGUAAUAGAAAUGACUCAAAAAACACGUGCGGAUGUGGAACUUAUACAUGCUAUAUUGAGAGGAGACCUCAACCCUAAGGACAUUGACUUGAACGAACCAAGGAAUCCUGGAAUGCUGCAAACGGAAACGGGUGAUGAAGUAUUGGUUCAGGUUGGCACACUACAAAGAAAACUACUACAUCCAGGUGUCCAUGUUCAUUCCCAAAAGUAUUGUCCUUGUACAUUCCGGUGGCCGACGCAUCUCCAGAAACAAAAAUCAAAAUCCAAAAUCUAUUGUGUUAUGGAAAUGUGUGGACAAGAUGCUAGAGUGGAUAACAAAUGAAGCUAAGGAGACUGGCAGCGGCGGUGUUGAGGUAGCACGGUAUGUUUAUGCCACAUGCUUCAACGUCAUGGGUAGUAUCGUUUUCUCUCGAGAUGACCUUGUGGAUCCAGACUCCACUGUAGGAAAUGACUUCUUCAACUUCAAUGCCGAGCUUACGGAGCACGCAGUAAAACCCAAUUCAGCUGAUUUCUUCCCUUCUUUGCGUUGGUUAGACCCACAAGGUUUGAAAAAGAGGAUUGAAGAGAAGCAGGCACAAAUUCUUCAGAUCAUUGGUUCAUUCAUCGAGGAAAGGCGAUGCGUGACAAAGGACAUGGACAGGAACAUAGAACUCGCACACAACACGAAAAUGGAGAAGAAAAAGACGGAUUUCUUGGAUGUCUUGAUGGAAUUUGAAGGCAAUGGGAAGGAUGAACCAACUAAAAUUUCAGAUGCAAAUCUCACUGUCUUUAUAUUGGAAUUAUUUAUGGGAGCAACCGAGACGACAAGCACGACAGUAGAAUGGGCAAUGACAGAACUCCUCCACAAUCCAGAGACAAUGAAGAAGGCCCAAGCUGAGAUUACUCAAGUUAUAGGCCACGACAGGAAACUUGAAGAGAAUGACAUAAAAGACCUACCCUAUCUAAGCGCAGUAAUCAAAGAGACACUGAGAUUACAUCCUGCAGCGCCAUUACUGGCACCUCGGAUUGCUGUUACAGACACCGAGUUGAUGGGGUAUCGGAUACCCAAAGACACCAUGGUGUUGGUCAAUAUUUGGGGAAUAGCAAAGAACCCAAAUGUUUGGGGUGCUGAUCAUUUGUUGUUCAAACCAGAACGGUUCUUGAGCUCUAAUCUCGAAUACCGUGGACAGAAUUUCGAGUUUAUACCAUUUGGAGCAGGAAGGCGUAUUUGUCCUGGAAUCUCCAUGACUCAACAAAUGCUACCGCUGGCCUUAGGAUCACUCGUCCAAUCUUUCGAAUGGGUUCUUGAAAACGGCAUGACACCUGAUACAACUUGGGAGAAAGGAUGGGCAUCACAUUGCGUAAAACCAUUCCCUUGAAGGCAGUACCAAGAUUGGUUACCCCAAGAAAGGGUUUCGCAGUGACUAGCGUUUAAGAUUAUCGCUCAGGGUUAGCAGAACUCGUACAACAAAAAAAAUAAAGUAUAAUAUACUCCCUCCGAUUUUGGAAAGAAAAAUGCUUCCAUUUUUUUAAUUUGGCCCAGUUUAGGGAGUGUAUAUAUCUACUAAAAAUGAUGCUA
Messenger RNA from Papaver somniferum (opium poppy), 3194 nucleotides. RefSeq lists its product as uncharacterized. NCBI's taxonomy places the organism in Eukaryota, Viridiplantae, Streptophyta, Magnoliopsida, Ranunculales, Papaveraceae. The transcript has 6 exons. The coding region runs from base 267 to 1958 and encodes 563 amino acids. The record is from RefSeq and is a predicted model, not a curated record.